AUGCGCGUUACGACCAUCUUGUCCUUGGUGCCUUUGGCACUGGCCGCUCCUGCGAAGCGGCCUUCCCCUGCUCCCCUUCAUGUGCCCCAAGACACCACUCUAGUUGAGGGUAAGUACAUCGUGAAGCUCUACGAGAACGCGGCCAUCCAAGCUCUCGAUGACACCAUGUCUACCAUUACGGCCGAUGCCGACCAUGUCUACAAUGUGCCCGGCUUCAAAGGUUUCGCCGGAGCCUUGAGCUCAGAAACCGUUGCCGCUCUGCAGGAUCAUCCGGAUGUCGAAUUUAUCGAACAAGAUGCUGUCAUGAGCAUCAACACCUACGUGACUCAGAGUGAUGCAACCUGGGGCAUUUCUCGCAUCUCUCACAGAGAGGGCACCAGCGGCUACACAUACGAUGACAGCGCCGGCACCGGAACCUGCGCCUACAUCGUUGACACCGGCAUCUACACUGCCCAUUCGGAGUUCGAAGGCCGGGCUACCUUCCUUGCCAACUACGCCGAUAGCUCCGAUACAGACGGCAAUGGCCAUGGCACCCACGUCGCCGGUACCGUGGGUUCCAAGACCUAUGGUGUCGCCAAGAAGACCAGCUUGUUCGCAGUGAAAGUGCUCGAUUCCAGCGGAUCAGGUACCACGUCAGGUGUCGUUGCGGGCAUGAAUUUCGUCACCUCGGACUCGCAGACCCGAAGCUGCCCCAACGGUGCUGUCGCGAACAUGUCGCUGGGGGGCAGCACCUCUACCGCUAUCAACAGUGCUGCGCAGGCCAUGAUCAGCGCUGGUGUCUUCCUGGCUGUCGCCGCUGGCAAUGCCAACACCAAUGCCGCCAGCACGUCGCCUGCCGGUGAACCGACCGUCUGUACUGUCGGUGCCACGACUUCUGCCGAUGCUCGUGCCAGCUACUCCAACUAUGGCAGCGUUGUCGACAUCUUUGCCCCUGGCACCAACGUCCUGUCCACUUGGAACGAUGGUGGAACCAACACCAUCUCUGGCACCUCCAUGGCCUCCCCUCACAUUACCGGCCUUGGUGCUUACCUCUUGGCCCUAGAGGGUGAACGCGCACCGCAGGCCCUCUGCAGCUACAUUGCUUCGAUUGCCACCUCGGGGACUCUCACCAGCAUUCCCAGCGGCACCGUUAACCUACUUGCCUUUAACGAUAACCCCAGUGGUUAA
Anthostomella pinea is the source of this 1167-nucleotide messenger RNA. Lineage: Eukaryota; Fungi; Ascomycota; Sordariomycetes; Xylariales; Xylariaceae. The record is from the annotation of a GenBank genome assembly.